Messenger RNA from Stegodyphus dumicola, 905 nucleotides. RefSeq lists its product as uncharacterized. The record is from RefSeq and is a predicted model, not a curated record. Lineage: Eukaryota; Metazoa; Arthropoda; Arachnida; Araneae; Eresidae.
UUUAGCGCUUUUGCGCAUACAUUUUCGCUGCAAUUUUUUUACGGUCCUCAAAACGGAAUAGUACCCUUUUCCUUUUUUGUUGUUCAUUAUAUUUAAAAAUUAUAUAUUGGAUAAAGCCUUUACUUGCAUUGUUGCUUCCUAACUAGAAUUGGUAGUAUUAAAUUUGCAAUAAUUAGAAUAAGUUGAUAAAUCGACAUUAAAAAUGCAAUAUUUAUUGCUAUUCAGUAUCGGAAACACCUUUAAGGCGUAGGCGUGGGAAAAGCCAGCGACGGAUCAGUCGGGCAGGGAACGCUGUACUUGUGCUUUGUUGCGUAAGAAAACAUGUACCAAAAACAUUGGCAUUAUGGGGAAAUUGAAAAAUAUACCAUAUAAAUCCCUACAAUACUUAAAUGAUCAGCCCGAAACCACGACUGCAGGAAUAGAUUCAAAGAAUUCAAAGGAUGUUCACCAAGUCUUCCUUCAACAGAGUGUUACUCUUUUAGCAUUUAAAGAUAAAGCAAUUAAUAAUGGUACGAUUGCACCAGAUGUGCUUCAUCCAAAAUUAUUUUUUGGUGUAGUUCCUGAAGACAUUCCAUUAUUUAUAGGUGCUGUUAUAGGUGCAUCACUUAUAAUUGCACUGUUCUUAGUGUUUCUAACUUUCUGGAAAUGCUGUUAUAGAAUGACAGUUUUGAGCAAAAAGAAAGAAUACUGGUUGGAUCCCAAAGAUGCGUCAAUUAAGAACAAACGUAAAAUUCCUGUUGUUCAAAGGAGAUUAUCUACAUCCAAAGCAUUAAUGCACACACAAAAAAUUCGCAUUUUAAUCCACAUGAGUGUAAGGAAUUUUCUUUCUUAUAUUGCUUGCCUUCAUGGUGUAAUUGGAAACAUGUCCAGCUAGUAGUGUCAGAAAGCUAAUAGUUGGAGUUCGA